This is a messenger RNA of Ustilaginoidea virens, 1734 nucleotides long. RefSeq lists its product as uncharacterized. The coding region runs from base 1 to 1734 and encodes 577 amino acids. The record is from RefSeq and is a predicted model, not a curated record. The transcript is spliced from 3 exons. NCBI's taxonomy places the organism in Eukaryota, Fungi, Ascomycota, Sordariomycetes, Hypocreales, Clavicipitaceae.
AUGAAGGCCGGCAUCGUGCUCAUGCUAGCGCCCGCGCCCGCGCUCGCCGCCGCCGCCCCCGUGGUGAUCGACUCCCUCCGCGGCAUCACGUACCACGGCCUGUCGCGCAACGCCGUCGACGUGUUCCUCAACAUCCCCUACGGCCAGGACACCAGCCUGGGCCAGCGGUUCCGGCCGCCGCGGCCGCACGUGCCCCCGCGCGGCAGCGCCGUCCACGCCACGGCCUACGGCCCGGCCUGCCCGCAGCCCCUGGGCCCGUGGGAGCCGCCCAUCUCGCUGACCAACGUGACGCGCGUCUCCGAGGACUGCCUGAACCUCAACGUCGCGCGGCCGGCCGGCACGCGCGAGGGCGCCCGCCUCCCCGUCCUGGUGUACCUGCACGGCGGGAGCUUCUGGUCCGGCUCCAACCAGGAGGCCACGGUGCAGCCGGACGCCAUGAUCCUCGAGAGCGUCCGCAACGGCCUGCCCGUCAUCCACGUGGCCCCCAACUACCGUCUAGGAGUCUUUGGAUUUGCCCAGUCCGAAGCCCUGAGGGCCGAGGGGUCCGAAAACGCAGGGCUGCGGGACCAGAGGCUCGCCCUCGAGUGGGUGCGCGACAACAUUGGCGUGUUUGGCGGCGAUGCUGGCCGAGUCACCAUCUUUGGGCAGUCGUCGGGAGGUCUCUCCGUGGGCAUGCACAUCCUGGCCUACGGCGGCUCCCGACCCGCGCCCUUCCACCAGGCCAUCGCCCAGAGCCAGGCCCUCGAGCCCGCCAUGACGGGCAACCUGACCCUCGAGGCCAUGCGGCUGCUCGUCCACCGCGCCGGCUGCAACAAGACGCACCUGCACGCCCCCGGCACCGUCCGCUGCCUCCGCCGCCUCGGCACCGCGCAGCUCCUCGCCGCCGCGGUGGCCACCUACCGGUCCGACGUGGCCCACAACAUCGGCGACGUGUGGCUGCCCGCCGUCGACGGCGACUUCCUGCCCGCCGCGCCCUCGCGCCUCCUCCGCCAGCGCCGCUUCGCCAACGUCACCGCCAUGAUGGGCUGGUGCCAGGACGACGUGGCCUUCUUCACCGACCCGGGCAUCGCGUCCGCCCCCGCCACGCGCUCCUUCCUCGCCGCCUACGCGCCGGGCCUGAGCGCGCCCAACCUCGACGCCCUCCUCGCCCUGUACCCCGUGUCCGACUUCGCGCCCGGCCGCCGCGCCGCCAACCCGUCGGCCGAGUUCUACCGCGCCGCCCGCAUCUUCAGGGACAUCCUCAUGACGUGCGCGCCCCUGGGCUACGCCGAGCAGCUCGCCGCCGCCGGCAACGCCGUCUACCUCUACGACUGGAACCAGACCGUCCUCGAUCCCUACCUGUCCCGCGUCCUCCACCGGCCCGGCCUCGGCGCCAUCCACACCUCGGAGCUCGCCUACGUCUUUGGCAACUUCUCGCCCUACGACACGGGCACGGGCAGCUGCCACCACCUCAACCCCGGUCCGUCCGACCACCGGCUCCGACGGCGCGGCUCCCGCUCCUGGUCCACCUUUGCCAGCACCGGCAGGCCGGGGAUCGAGGGCCACGACACGUUCCAGGGCUUCGCGCCGGCCUUCACCCCCGGCAACCAGGUCGACAUCUUUGUCGUUGGUCCGCACGAGGGCCUGUCGGCGACAGACGGCCCCAGGGCACAUCCCGCCAUGCUGGAGCAAAAGCUGCGCCAGAGAUGCGCCUUCAUCAACUCCCCAGAGGUAAUUGAUCAAUUAAAGUACUGA